CGUCAAGGCAUUGAGUUGGACCGGAAGCACGACUCAGGCUCAGCCUCGUUGCAAGGCGGGAAGCUUUGGAUUGCAUGACCGUGGCAGAGGCUCGUGUGAGACUUUUUAUCAAUUGUGAACCUUGAGACCGCGAAUUCCUCGUUGUCGUUGAUAAUAGAUUGAAGUUUGGAGUUGACUGGAAUGGGGUAGUUGAGCGUUGAAUUAAACCAUGGCGUACAACCAUGGCCCCUUUAUGGUCAUCGGGGUGGACUUUGGGAUGACCUGCACAGGCGUCGCAUUCUCCGAAGCACCCCGCUGGACCGACCCAAAGACCUUCCAACAAUGGACGUCCAUUAUCAGCGAACUCGCCAACAAAGUUCCCUCGAAACUCGCCUACACUAAAUCUAACCGCGAGCUCCAAGCAUGGGGUUUCUACUGCCCCCAAGACGACCCUUCGCUCGAAAUCCAAGAAUUGUUCAAGCUGAACCUCGACCCGGAUUAUAUGGAUCCGUACGAAAAUGCGCCAACAACAGAACAGGCUCGAGGCUGGUAUCUCGAUUAUCUGAGGUGUAUACAUGAUCAUAUUGCGCAUCAUUUUAUGAGCAGGAUACCGAAUUGGAAUUCGUUACAGGUGGAAUGGAACUUCAGUGUACCAACAACCUGGAAAAACCCGAAAGUGAUAGUGGAUAUCGAGGUGUUAAUCAAGAUGGCAGGGUUCGGGACUGCUGGGCCGUCGCAUCGUACUCGAGUGACAUUGAAUGAGGCGGAAGCAGCUGCAAUUGCUGUUGCCAGGCAGUACCUUCAAUUUAACGAUGUCCUAAUGGUGUGCGAUUCUGGCGGUGGGACAUCCGAUGUUAGUAUUUUAAAGGUAGCCUCACAUCCAGGAGAAGCAACGAAGUUAGCACCUUUACUCCCGGUAGAAGGUGGAUGGUUUGGAUCGGCCUUGAUAGACAUGGCAGCUCAACAGCUCCUGAUGAAUCGGUUAUCAUUGAUCGCUACACAUCUCCAACUUAGUCCGCAAGAAGCGGUGCAAAUGAUGAUAGGAGGGAGAUUUGAGCGGUUUAAGUGUUCCUUUGGUGGAGAAGGAACGGAUAUCCCAACUUUACCCCUUCCUGUUCCAGGCCUUCCUCCAGGAUCCUACUUUCCAGAAGCCGGGAUCGUCAAUUCAAACAUUAUCAUAACGAGGGACGAGCUGCAAAGCAUGUUUGACGAGCAAGUUCAUGGAAUAAUCAAUUUGAUGGACUCUCAACUCCGGAAACUGCAACAAGAACAGCCCCUAGAGCGAGUUUCGUUUCUAGUUCUUUCUGGAGGUCUUGGGGCAUCUCCUUAUCUCAGAAAACGAAUCAUGUCGUACUUUGAGUAUACCGCUCCAUCGAUUCGGGUCUUGUUAGCGGAACAACCGCAACUAGCAGUAGCCCAUGGUUUGGUAGCUGAGCGGACGCAGAUGGUCACACAAGGGGUGAUAGCAAUCCGAGAACGCCCCUCGAGAUUAAGCUACGGAGUAGUUUGCGACCAAAUUUACCAAGAAGAAAACCACCUUGGCGAAUAUGUCGUCCGAGAUCCGAGAGACGGGAAGAGGUGGGCAAAGGCCCAAAUCGAGUGGAUAAUAAAACAGGGGGACAAAGUCCCAACCGAAGGCGUUGCCAAAGAAUUCCGAGCAAAAAUCCAAAGAUCCCAAAUCGGUCGGCCGUGGAAAGCCCAAGUCGUAAUGUCCGCGUAUCCCCCCGAUCAACUCCCGCGUAGUAUGUACCAUGAAGGAGUUACAACUUUGUGCAUCGUAGAGUCGUCUUUAUUAGGGGUAAAGAUGAAGGUGAAGAACAAGCACUGGUGGAACUCGAAGAAGAAGCAUUCAAUGGCUGAAUUUGACUUGAAAGUAAUACCUGGAUCCGCCGACCUCACAUUCCAGCUCUGGUCGGAAAAUCGGAUGGUUAGCAGAGAACAGGAAAACCUUGCCAUUGUUUGGGAUGACAAUCUCCGACCCCAAGCCGAACUCGCUGCAGAAUUACACCAUGAAUGAAACAACAGCUUAAGUCAUUAAAUUUUAUAAAUCUUUCUAUUACGCACUAGCCUUAACAUGGAAUACGGCGUCGCAAAGCGAUGAAAUGCGUCACAAAGCCAGCUAGUAAGGCCGCAACAAUGAACAAGGUUCGAGUUGACGAAUUUGUAAUGUUUGAGAUGACCUAAAGAGCCUGGAAUAGAUCAUUACUGAAUCCUUUGGUGAUAGACAGAGCACGGAGACCUACUGAGCAGAAUCGUAAGGGGAGUUAGAAAAUGCUCACGUAUGUGAGAAGCCUCACGUUUCGGGCAAGUCGAGUCGAUAAACGACUCUCGAC
Messenger RNA from Lindgomyces ingoldianus, 2312 nucleotides. RefSeq lists its product as uncharacterized. Gene Ontology annotation, molecular function: ATP-dependent protein folding chaperone; ATP binding. The transcript is spliced from 6 exons. Bases 209 to 1996 code for a protein of 595 amino acids. The record is from RefSeq and is a predicted model, not a curated record. Lineage: Eukaryota; Fungi; Ascomycota; Dothideomycetes; Pleosporales; Lindgomycetaceae.